AUGAGCAAGACAUUCACCCCCGCCGACGUCGCCAAGCACAACACCCCCGACCAGGGCCUGUACAUCAUCGUCGACAACUCCGUCUACGACGUCACAAACUUCGUCGACGAGCACCCCGGCGGCGCGAAGAUCCUGAAGCGUGUCGCGGGGAAGGAUGCCUCGAAGCAGUUCUGGAAGUACCACAAUGACGGUGUCCUGAAGAAGUACUCGCCGAAGCUGAAGAUUGGAGAUGUGAAGGAGGGCGCGAAGCUGUGA
Molecule: messenger RNA, 255 nt
Organism: Aspergillus mulundensis
Lineage: Eukaryota; Fungi; Ascomycota; Eurotiomycetes; Eurotiales; Aspergillaceae
Product: cytochrome b5-like heme/steroid binding domain-containing protein
Exons: 2
Coding region: 1-255 (84 amino acids)
Cellular component (GO): intracellular membrane-bounded organelle; membrane
Molecular function (GO): heme binding
Source: RefSeq, a predicted model, not a curated record